CUUGUGAUAAGGCGUGAUAAGACGCCUAAAAGAACAAUUUUACCGAUGUCCCCUAAGACUCCCAGGCCCACGGAUCUCAACGCUAGCCCGCGGACCUUGGCUCCGGGAUCGAAAUUGAUACUGGGAUCUGCCCAAGAUUACUAGUCUCUAUGGUGUUCCUCCUAUUGGUCGAGAUAACCGAGAGAUGCACUUACAAGCGACCGAAAAGAGUCGGAUGCGCUCUCUUUGUGGAAAAGCAUUGCCAAGUUUGACAAGAUGAUCGCUUCCAAUGUAACCCUCGCUAUCGAAUCUUUCAGCCUGCGUCGCUUAAUCGAGGCCACCCUAGGCCGGUCUAAUCUCAGAUAGCGAUACAGAGUACACAGACACUCCAGCUGGCAAGGGAAACAAGGAUGGUUCAAUAGCCUAAACAACGUGGCUGGCUGAUACGUCCGAAAUUGUCCUGUGCCUACCGUAUUGUACGGGAGUAGCGUGUUUAGGGAUGGAACAGUGUCAAGGCACAACUGAGAGUGAGGGUCAGCUCUGAGGCAAGAUUCUACAAUGAUUCAAUAGUACCACUGUCCGGGACCCUGCAAGUAUGGAUCUUGUUGGGAAGUCUCGACCAGAUAUCGACAGGCUUUGCAGAACACCAUAGCCUUCGUUGAGGCUGAUUGCUAGUGUGAAAUCUCCCAGGCUAUGGUGGAAUACUGUUGAGACGUAUAACUUGGACGAUCUUAUUACAUUUAUCCACGAGACCGAUCUUUCUGAGAUUCCCGUUACCUGCUGCCCCCCUCAGCUAUCACGUUCAAGUCCUUUACCAUGUCGGCGCCUGUCCAGACUCAGCCUGAGGAGCCUGCGCUCAGCGUGCAGGGUCCCCCCACUGGUGCUGCUCAACCCGCUGCCUCAGGGGCCUCUACGCCCAUACCUGCUUCGCAAAGUCGCCUCUCAUCUUACCAUGCUCGAGGGCAGUCAUCCGCCACAACACUUAAUCAAGACAGAGUCAAACGGCGCUUCAAGAGUUCUCGUCUUGUUGGAGAAUACGAGAAGCCAUGGCUCAAGGAAUGGAAGCGCGAGAUCAAUUGGGACAGUAUCAUCUUCUAUACAGGCGUUUUCAUUGCUCUCGGCAUCUCGGGUUUCAUAGCCUGGAACACUGUCCGAGUCAUCCCCCACAAUGAGUACUGCCUCAUCAUGGAUGACCAGUUUUCUAAGCUGGACCCAGAAAUCUGGAGCCAUGAGGUUCAAAUGAAUGGAUUCGGCACAGGAUCUUUUGACUGGACUACUACUGACGAGUCCAACUCCUACGUCGACGAGCAGGGCCUUCACAUUGUCCCAACUCUGACCCUCGAGACCACUAAGAUCACCGAGAAUCAGAUGCUGGACAAGUUUGUCGUCAAUCUCACUCGCGACGGCACUUGCACUUACACGGACCAGCGUCUCUCGAACCUCACAUACAAUAACCCCUGCUGGGCACGUAGCAAUGCUACCAGUCGAGCCAUGAUCAACCCUGUACGUUCUGCUCGUCUCACAACGUCAGGUAAGAAGACCAUCAAGUAUGGCCGCGUCGAGGUUGAAGCGAAGCUUCCUUCUGGCGAUUGGAUGUGGCCGGCUAUCUGGAUGAUGCCCCAAGAUAAUGUCUAUGGAGAAUGGCCUCGCAGUGGUGAGAUCGAUAUCAUGGAGUCGCGAGGUAAUGAUGCUGAGACAUACCCGUUGGGGAACAACAUCGUGAGCUCAGCGAUGCACUGGGGAACAUUAUAUGAUACAGAUGCCUUCCGACUUAGUAAAGGCGAGUGGGGCUCUAAGCGUACCAAGUAUUCGGAUAACUUCCAUACUUUCGGCCUGGAAUGGAGUGAGAAUUACCUUUUCACGUGGCUUGACGGAAGACUCCGUCAAAUCGUGUACUUUGACUUCACCAAGAACAAGAACAUGUGGGACUAUGGCAAGUUUGCUGGUAUCACAGUUAACAAAACAGUGUACCAAGACACCUGGAGUUGGACAGGACGAAAGAACACCCCAUUCGACCAGCCCUUCUACCUUAUUCUCAACGUUGCCGUUGGAGGCAAUAACGGCUGGUUCCCUGACAAGAUGGGCGGGAAGCCAUGGUCAGAUGAGAGCUCAGAGCCAAUGCGCGACUUUUGGGACGCCAAGGACACCUGGCUGCCAAGUUGGGGCAAUCAGAAAGACCGCGGCAUGAUCGUCCGAUCGGUCAAAAUGUGGCAGGAGGGAGCUUGUCCAAUUAAGAACUAGAAUGUUUUCUCUUUUUUGCUGGUGCAGCUAUUAAUAUUUGGGUUCUUUGGGUGGGGGUCAGGUUAGACAGCGCGAUUUCAGUGGACAGGUAGAGUAUAGGGGCAUUUCAUCAGGUACAUGGGAUGAAUUGUCAUUGUCGUCUAUUAGAUAAUUCGGUAUCAUGGGAAUUUAAUCGGUAUUCACUUCAAGCUACCCACUAUACCCUUCUUAAGUCCGAGCAAUCGUUGGAUAUACUUGCUCCGUAGCCCUAAAAGUCUCUC
Molecule: messenger RNA, 2480 nt
Organism: Fusarium verticillioides 7600
Lineage: Eukaryota; Fungi; Ascomycota; Sordariomycetes; Hypocreales; Nectriaceae
Exons: 7
Coding region: 796-2220 (474 amino acids)
Biological process (GO): carbohydrate metabolic process
Molecular function (GO): hydrolase activity, hydrolyzing O-glycosyl compounds
Source: RefSeq, a predicted model, not a curated record